Molecule: messenger RNA, 623 nt
Organism: Drosophila subpulchrella
Lineage: Eukaryota; Metazoa; Arthropoda; Insecta; Diptera; Drosophilidae
Exons: 2
Source: RefSeq, a predicted model, not a curated record
CUUCAAAGUUUAGCCGCCAACGCCCACAAAUAUGUGGACCCUCCCAUGAUUGAUGGGCAUCUUGCGUACAAAUUAACACCGGAAUUACUCCUCGUGCACUGCAGGCCAGGUUCGGCAAACUUCCAACGGUUUCGACUCCACCCCAAGAGCAAAAAGAUAUACAAAAAAAUAAGUUAAAAGUAAAAAGAAGAUGCGUUUUGGCCCAUUUCAAAUGAAGCCGACUUUCAAUUAGGCAAAAACUUGGCAACCAACCAAAAACAAAGGCGAGUUAAUGAGACGACGACUGAGUUUGGCCCGAGGUGCGAUCGUGACUUCGAAUGUGAAUAUGAAUGUGAGUUGUCAAAGGCGCAGCUGGAUAUGCUGAUUAAUUGCCAUGAGCCAGAUCCUAGCUGGCUCUUAUUAAUUACGAUCCAGCUCCAGAUCGAGUGGAUCUCCAGAUCUCGAUGUGGAUGUGAAUGUGGAUGUGUCGAGGAGACGCGUGCUCAAGGCGUGAAUACCAUCGUCAACAAGCUAGCACCUCUCGCUCUGAAUUAUUGCUGAAAUAUUUACUGAUUUAUUGGCAGCCAACUCGCUUGUUGCACUUUGCACGCCAUACGCGUGUUUUUUAGAGAGGGAGAGGUUCG